Molecule: messenger RNA, 294 nt
Organism: Puccinia graminis f. sp. tritici CRL 75-36-700-3
Lineage: Eukaryota; Fungi; Basidiomycota; Pucciniomycetes; Pucciniales; Pucciniaceae
Exons: 1
Coding region: 1-294 (97 amino acids)
Source: RefSeq, a predicted model, not a curated record
AUGGGGUCAGCACAAGCCUUAAUACACCGCGGGCGCAAUUUGGAAAAUGCGGGUUACCCUCGGGAUGGCACCGGCCCAGAGCCGUCCCCGCUGAGUGUCCGACUCCCCCUGGUUGUCCACAUCUUGACAGGUUGUUUCGUUGCCGACACUGGGAUGACCUCCCGUAGGAUUCACCCAAUGGGUGUAUUCCCACACCGUCGAUGGCCCGAGGAUGCACCCAGACUGCCCGCAGUGUCAACCGCCAACACCUGCAAUCAAGCCCCACAGGGCAACCCAUGCGUGUCCCAGGGAUAA